AUGAGUUCGUCGGGGGUCCCCGCCUUCGAGAAGGAGCAUCUCUGGUUGUAUCUGCAGGCGCUCGGCUUCGAGCCAGGCCCGGCGACCAUUGCCUGCGGGAAGAUUGUGUCGCUCACGCACUUCGGACAGAACAUGUUUGACAAGUUGAACCGUGAUGCCUUUCAAAUAGUUUCUUAUUUUUUGUUUCAAACGCUGGAUCAGUCUCUUACCAAAGAAGUUUUCAAAUUUUGCUGGCCUCCAUUUGACCAAAAACGUGAUGCUGAAUUUCGGAAACAUUGCUGUGAAUGGUUAAAAAAAAUUUCUGCUGAAUGUGGAGGUAACUUCCCUCAAGUUGUUGGUUCAUUAUUUAUUUCCCCUGGAGGUCCGAAGUUUGUUCAUCUGAUGUAUCAUUUUGCAAGAUAUGUUGUAAUACAAUAUAUUAAAACCCAUUCUAAAAAUUCUCCUAGACAUUUUACAGAUACAUUUAAUGUGAAGCCAUACGAUUUGCACAAGUGCAUUGCUAGAUGCCAUGUAGCACGUAAUAGAUUUUUUCAAAUUUUGCAAAGACAAGAUUGUGUGAUCCGAAAAUAUCAGGAAAAUGCACAAUUGUCAGUUAAGCAAGUACGAGAAUUACGAGCAGAAUGUAUAGCACUGCAAAACCACAUGAAAAAAAUGGAACCCUAUGAUGACCAAAGUAAUCUACAAGACAAAGUUGAAAGGGUUCGAUCAUUGUGGGCUGUGGUGAAUGAAACACUCGUGGUUUUGGAAAAAGAGAGAGAAGUUGUUAGUUCAGUCCUUAGCCUUGUUAACCAGUACUCUUUAGAUGGAUCUAAUGUUGCUAUUAAUAUCCCAAGGCUUUUACUUGACAAAAUUGAAGAACAAAUGUGUCAGUUGCACAUAGGAAAUGUUUAUGAGGCUGGAAAAUUGAACCUCUUAACAGUUAUUCAAUUAUUGAAUGAAGUCUUGAAAAUAAUGAGAUAUGAACAUAGUCAGGCUGACCAAACAAGACUGACAAUAGACCUUCACUACCUUGAAAAAGAGACCAGGUUUCAGAGAGAAAGAUUGUCAGAGCUGAAGCAUAUGAGGUAUAAAAUAAAAGAAGAUCUUACAACCAUAAGACAUUCUAUUCUUGAGAAGCAGGGAGAAUGGUAUAAGAAGUGGAAAGAAUUUCUUGGUUUGCCUCCUUUCAGUCUAAUUAAAGGUUGUACUCCAGCUGUGGAUCUUUUACCACCCAUGUCUCCCCUUUCAUUUGAUCCUGCCUCAGAAGAAGUAUAUGCAAGGAGUAUUCUUUUGAAGUAUCCUGCUUCCCUUCCAGAUCCACCUAAGCAAGGUAACGGAGAAAUUGAUGGUAGAAGAGAGAGUGAGCCACAAGAAGUUGUAAACAAGCUAGCCAAUAGCCCUGCCUUCUUUCUGGUGAAGUCAGCUUCAUUAGCAGACAGAAACAGUGUUACAUGUCUUGAAAAGGACAUGAAGAUAAGCCCUCCUAGAGAGAAAAAUGAAACAAUUUCUAAGAAAAUACCAGAAUUUGAAUUGGGAGACUCUCCAUCAUCAAGUAUUAAAAAGAAUGCAGAAAGUAGUGCAAUUGGGGGUUCUCUGCUCGCCAAGAGAAGUGAUCCAUUCCAAAAAGAACAAGAUCAUCUAGUAGAAGAGGUUGCUAGGGCAGUUUUAUCUGAUUCACCAAAGCUCUCUGAAGGAAAAGAAGUAAAAUUGGAGGAAUUGAUUGAUUCCCUGGUUUCUAACCCAUUCUUAACAAGGAACCAAAUUCCUCGAACUCCAGAAAAUUUGAUAAGUGAAAUCAGAAGCUCAUGGAGAAAAGCUGUUGAAAUGGAAGAUGACAGAAGUACAGAACCAGUUCAAAUGAAUACUGAUCACAGAGAUGCUUUGUCAGAAUCCUUACCUGUGUUGCAUAAUCAAACAGCAUUUAGCACGGCCAGUUUUCUCUCAGCAAAUCCUGUAUCAGGUUGUAGCCAAUCUCAUUUGCCUGAAGUAGAAGUUCCUUCUGAUUGCCUCAAGUGUGUAUCUCAGAAAUGUGUGGCAGCCAGUCACACAGGUGACCCACCAACACAGAACCAGUCAGAUAUGUUAAAUACAAUUAUUUGCAAGCAAGAUUUGGAAUGUACAACUUUGCAAACCAAGCUUUCAGAAACUCAACUAGAGACAUUCUCCCCUGCUGUACACCACAGGAUACAUACGAUAGGAGGCAGUAAAGAGCAGUAUGUUGCAUCCCCUGACCACUUGCAAACUUCUUACAAAGAAUCAUCCAUGCAAAAAACCAUGUUAUGGAACUCUUUUCAAAUAUCAAGUGGAAUUAGUUCUAAGAGUUAUGAAGAUACAGAUUUUGGCAUAUUACAUGAAACUCUUCCAGAAGAAGUUGGUCACCUGAGUCUUAAUAGCUCCAAUAAUACAGAGGUCAAUUUUGAACUGGAAUCAAAUAGUCCUGUGCAUGAUGGCAGUUAUCCAGAAGAUGUGGGAAAAAUAUAUACUACUCCAACAUCCAAUUUUAAUUUGCAGGCUCUUUGUAGUAGAUAUGAGGCUCUGAAAAAAACUCUUUCCAAGAAAAAGGAAGAAUCUUACCUGUCUUAUCCUGAAAUACUUGAAAAACAUAAACCAGAAUUGAGUCUUACUCCCAAUAAUACACAAACAGAUGAGAUGUUUAACUUUUUGGACGCUCAUGACUCGUACACUGGCUAUCCAACACCAUCUGUACGUGAGUCAUUUGGUGAAAGAAAACAGUCUCUUUCACCACUAAUUAAAUUUUCUCCAGAGGAGUACAGAUUGAGGACCACAAUACCACAUAGUUUGGGAGAAUUUCUACCUAAUUUAAAAGAAGAAGAAAUCCGGAAUAAGAGUCCUGAUGCAGGAAAGUCUCCGUCUGACUUGAAAAGAGAAGCUAAUUGA
Molecule: messenger RNA, 2877 nt
Organism: Chrysochloris asiatica (Cape golden mole)
Lineage: Eukaryota; Metazoa; Chordata; Mammalia; Afrosoricida; Chrysochloridae
Gene: HAUS6
Product: HAUS augmin-like complex, subunit 6
Exons: 17
Coding region: 1-2877 (958 amino acids)
Biological process (GO): spindle assembly
Cellular component (GO): mitotic spindle microtubule; HAUS complex
Molecular function (GO): microtubule binding
Source: RefSeq, a predicted model, not a curated record